CCUGCAACCUGGACAAUAUGUCCGUCGUGCGUUUCGUGAUUUCGUUUGACUUCGAUGGGGCUAGAAAUAGAGGACCAUCGGAAGAAAUACGUUUACCGUGAUCUUGUGUUCAUAUUUUAAUCGCAAAGUGCAUUGACGUCAGUAAUAACUGACUGAAUCAUGCAUUUCUCGGUGAUUUAGUUAUACCAAUUACGCGAUAGAUAAAGCUUAGAUAGACAUUAAAGCUCUAUCAAUGGCAGAGGAAGAAAGAGUGCCUCUUUCAGAAAAAGAUGACACUCAAUCAAAUGAUACCACCCAAUCAAAAGAUGCUUAUGUACCGGAAGAUCCAACUCCGGAUACCUCAAUAUGCUUGUCAGACAUACAAAUGCCAGAAACACCGGAGAGUACCAAAGGACAGAUAAGCGAUGGCGAUACAUCAAGAUUAGAGAGUCCAAAGACUGUCAAACCGGUGCUUGGAAAAAUUCAAGCAAAAAAACGAUUAAUGGCAUUUGCUAAUCAGUUUAAAGUAUUACCCAAGUCCAAAAUUAAAUCAAAUUCGCAACAUUCCACUUCAAAAACAAAAGAUAAAACAGUGCAAGAUGAUACAAAUACAAAUAAAUCACGAAAAAAGACAGAGGAAAAGAUUCUAGCCAUUGAAGAAAUUCGAAGAGAAGAAUCUAAAAGUAAAAUGUUAGCCAUGGCAGCAGCAAGUAUGGAAGACGAAAAUCAUACUAGCAAGAAUACAUCUGAUUUAUUGGAGAGUAAAAGACAUAUGAAAGAAAGAAGCAGACGUGAGGGAAUAAACGACUCUCGUAAAAGUAGAUCAACAAUAAACCGAAAAUAUUCCGAAAGGCAUCGACAUCGUAAUAAAACUGAUAGAGAUAGUUCAAAUCGAGAAGUAAAGGUGCUGAAUCGAAAUGAAAGUGUUGAACGUUCUACACAAAAAUCAUCUCAGGACAGAGAAAAACAUAAGAAAGAAAAGAAAAGGAAAGAUGAUAAGGAUAAGCGAGAUGAUAAUAAAGUGGACUCAAGUCGCGACAAGAAAGAGGAAGACAAGGAUAAGAAAGAAAAUGAAAAAGAGAAACGGGAGGAGUCAAGAGAAAAAAGAGAAGGAACAAAAAAUAAGAAAGAGAAUACAAAAGACAAACGAAAUGAUAUGUUGGAAAUAGAAGCAGAAGGUAAGGACAAAAAGGAAAAAGAUAAAGAUAAAUUGAAAGAAAAAGAAUUAUUGAAGUGUAAUUCUUGGAUGGAAUUACAAAAAUUUGGUUUAACUCUUGAUGACGUCAGUCAACUUAGAAGACGCGACAAUACAGAACGAUCUUCAAGAAAUAGAACAGCACAAGAUUAUACGCGUUACCUCGAACAUAUGUUAAUGUUAAAUAAUCAUCGUGUGAAACGUCAAGCAUUAAUAGCUGAAGGACUUGACGGACCUAAAAAGUAUCCACCUGAAUCGAUUAAAACAACGAAACGAGCGAAGGGACCUCAAUUACUGUACUGUGAAAAUCCACGCAUGUCUCUUUUUUUAAACAUCUCGCAACUUCUACAAGUUGUGGCUCCUGAACGUCGUGAGAAAAUGCGAGACAUAUGCGAAGCCUCUUCACCACGAUUCGAUACAGAAGACGCAGCGCCACAAAAGCGUAAUUGGUAUCAGCAAAUAAAUGCAACCACAUAUAAAAAUGAUAGGUGGCAAGUGACUAUACAACUUCCUAAAUCAAAAUGGGAUAGCGAAGAUGAAGAAAUGACAUCUGUCAGUGCAGCAAAAGAAGAAAUUGAAAAACCAAUAAAUAAACUACAUCUUUCUGUAAUUCAACAAGAGAGAUGUUCCACAUCCUCCAGCAUAACUGAUGAAGAGAAGGUUGAUAACAAUACCGAAGACACUAAAGGAGAUAAUGAAUCUAGUGAAAAAACAAUCGACAAUACAACGACAAAUGACGAAGCUUCAAAAUCUCCUUUGCUACAAUCUACUGGAGAUGAAAAGUUAGCUUCAGAAUAUGAACAAUUUAUGAAGAUGGUAUGUGUCACUGGAAGUGAUGUGACUAAGGAAUAUUUGCCAAAGAAAAAUCCUGUUAAAACUGCUUCGCCACAUAGUUAUCAUGAAUUCAACAUAGAAUCUAACUUGGCAGAAGAUAACACGGACAUCGAAAUACCAUUGAAAGAGAAAAAAGAUAAACUGUCAACUUUAGAAGGGUCAAUAAAGAGUACAGAAUGUGAGGAAUCUACUACAUCCAUAGACUGUCAAAUACAGAUAAAUGAAAAUAAUAUGCAAAUUGAAUGUACAAACAGUAAUGAUGAAUCUGAAGAUUCUAAAUCAAUACCCAGUGAUUGGGAAAACGUUAGAAUCAAAGUUGAACGAUUAAGUGACGAGAACACUGAAUCGAGAGAAAUCAAGAAGAAGAAAAAACAAAAAAAAGUAAUGUCCAGCAGUGAUUCAUCUAGCAGUACCAGCUCUUCAGAUUCGGAAAAAGAAAAAAAAAGAAAAAAACGAAAACGGAAAAUAUUAAGUAAUUCGUCUUCCUCGGACUCCGAUAGCACAGACAGUAGUAGCAGUAGUAGCAGCGACUCCAGUAGCUCGGACGAAAAAAGGAAAAAAAAGCGAAAGAAGAAGAUAGUUGGAAAGAAAAGAAAGAAGGCAAGACGUGCUGCACGUACAAAGAAAAAGCGAAGGAGGAAAAUGAGUACUUCCAGCAGCAGCGAGUCAGACGAACAUAGGAAGAAAAAGAAGAAGCUCAAGAAGAAGGCAAAGGAAACUAAAUCUAUUAAUAAUGAAGAUAUAAACAAGAUAAUAUCCAAGUCUCCUGCAACCUCCCUAGCUUCAUCUUUAGAUGAGGCAAAAGUAUUGCAUUCAGGAACUUCGAUAAAGAAAAUUAAAGAAGAAGGUAUAGUUAAAGAUAAAAAAAGAACUGAUCAAAUUACAUCAAGAAAAAUCAUUACUGGUAUGAGUGUACAUGACAAUGAAUGCAUGAAGCAGAAAGGAGAAAGGAAAAAUAAAUCCGACGAAAGCUUCAUGGAACAAUGGCAAGAUUCUAUGAUAGCACUGCAGUCAAAUGAUGGUGACUCAAGUCGAGAUCAUACUGGCGAAUUGGGAAAGUCGGAUAGUUCCGAAAGUACAUAUCGAAAGAAACGAAAGCGUAGCCGAGAUAAUGUUACACAAGACAAAGAUAGAUCGUCUAAGAUCAAUGAAGAAAAGAUUCAUGAAGGAAAAGAAAGAUCAGAUGAGGAACUUGAGGUAAAAAGAAAAAAGAGAAAGGAGAAAGAUGUUAGAAGCAGCACCGAGUUUCUUGCAGAUUGGGAAAGGGAAGAUGAGCGGAUUAAUCAACAAAUAAUACAAAACGACAAAUUUUCCAAAAAAUUGGAAAAGAAACAAAAGAAGGAAAAAUGGGGAGAGACAGAUUUUGAUACAUUGAAUGUGCCAUCUUUGACACAACUUGAAAAAGAGGUAUGCCAAAAACUCCUGGCUGAUGAGUGGGAAGUAGAUAGUUUAGAAGCGAUACCAGAUUUGAUUUUGAGCAAACGGAAAAGUAGUCAAAAUAUAUCAAAGAAGAUGGAAAAAGAAGUUCGAUAUGAUGAAAAAACGGAUACUUAUAUUGCAAUAGAAAAGGAAAGAGCGAAAGAAAUGAAGAACAGGCAGGAACGUUUGUGCGCAAUAAGAAUAUGGGAGGAAGAACAAGAGGAAGGUGAAAGAGAAGAGAUGAUGCUUUUGAAACAGAAGAAUAAACAUAAAAAAGACGAUUGGGAUAUAGAAGAGGAAUCAUUUUUAUGCAAGAAUAAUGACAAAAGAGAAAUUCAUAAGGUUAACGAUAUUGUUGGGAUAGAGAAAGAAUGGAGUAAAUCAAAUGAAGAUCUAAGUGUCAAGGAAGACUCAAAUAAAUUAGAAAUUAAAUUUGAAUCGAUUGGUUCUAAACGAGUUAGAAAGAGUCGUUGGGAUAUGGGGUCACAUUCCGAAGAGAAAUCAGAAACUAAAGAUAUAUGGGAGGAAGAAUAUUCAGAAUGGUCCAAGCUUAAUAAAUGUGAACAGAAACAUGAAGAGACAGAAAAAGCAACUUAUUCAGAAAGUUCAGCUAAAUCUGAUGUGAUAGAUUUUUAUCAUAAAAAAUCCCAAAAUAGAGAAUCAUUGGAAAAGACAUGGACAGCAGAAGAAUUGGCAACUAGCUCUCUACAAACAAAGAAAGUAGAAAAUACAUCAAUGAAAAAUUUAAUUUCUGUGAAAACAAACGAGGAGCAGAUCACUACCGAUCAGGCUGAAAAUAAAUUUAAAAAAAUUGAAAUUUCAGAGUUGAGUGCAAAAUUUAAAGAGAAAACCAUAGAACUAUACAGUCCUAGCUCUCCAGCGCUUUCUCAAAAGUCCCAGGACAUAGAGGGAUCCAAUGACAGCAGUAGCUCUACUUCUUUGUCUUGUAAGAAGAGGAAGAAAGAGAUGUUGAUUGCAACAGAAGAAUUGUCAAUUCCUACAUCUGGUAUACCAUUACAGUUAACAAAACUGCGUGAUACUAAACAUGUAGCAAACGAAAAGCUUGAGAAUAUUUUAGACGAAGUACAAUUGGAGGAUAAAAGCUCCGCUCAUAAAUUUGAAACUAAGAAAACUGACAAGUUAUUUGACAACUUAUCGAUAAACGAAUUAUGCCCGGAAGCGCAUAAUUCUCAGUCCGUAUGUAUGGAUAUUUUCGCCGAGUAUGGAGAAGGAUCACGUAGUAAGCAACAUACUAUAAAUUCCAAUGCAGGUUCGACAAUGCAUACAAAAGAUGACGAAACGAAUAUGGACAAAACCACUCUUAAACUUAUUCCUAAACAGCUUCUGAUCCGACGUACUAACGAACAAGUAAAAUCGAAACGUAUCCUGGAAACACCGUUACAGGAUCCUGCUCAGCAUGCGGCAGCGUUGUUGACGAUACAAAAGAAACUGCUAGAAUCACACGUAUUAGAAACUGAUAUUCAAAAAUUACCGAGUGAAGAGUCAACAGAUCAAUUUAAAUCGACGUAUAAUACGGAAAGUAAUAAAGUCGACAAAUUAUUAAACACGACUGAAUUCACUGUGGCUUCCAAGUCGUCGGUAAUAACGAUACAGCAAUCUCCAGCUUCGGAGAAGGCGAUCUCUGUUCGAUCUGAACGGUCUGAAAAGUAUGACAACAAAGAAAGCAAGAGCGAUGGUAAAAAAUAUAAAAUUAGUCGAAAUGAUACCAAUACAUCGGGUGUACGAUCUCCUGUUAGAGAACAUAGAAAAAAGAGUCCUGUAAAGAAAGAGAACGAGAAACGAUAUUCGCAUGAUUACAAUAGAGAUAAGAAGGAAAGGAGAUCCGACGAUGGAGAAAAGUCUGACAGAAGGGACAGCAAAGGGUUCAAAGCGGACUUUGCAGAUAGCCGAAGAAAGUUGAGUCCUGCAGGAGGACGAGGAAAAAGGAGCGGAAGUCCAUACGCCUCGUGGGAACGACAAGGAAGCGGAAGUAGAAGUCCCGGUCACAGUUGGAGCAGAAGUCGCAGCAGGAGUCCAAAGAGAAAAGACGAGGCUACUACUAGUAGAGACAGAGAUAAGAGGAGAGAGAGAUACGACGAUGAACGAGCAAAUAGACUGCGAACAGAUGAGAGAAGAGAAAGAUACGCGCGAUCUUCACCGCGAUCUUCCUACAAUGAAGAUAAUUUCAAAAAGCAUGGUUCUACGUUCUCUAAGAAUAAUCGUGAUGAUUGGGGUAGAAGGAGAUAUGAUAGCGUUGAACGUGAGAAAGAUGUUAGAGCUUAUGAUCCAAUGGAAUUAUUGAGAGAAAGAACGAAUCUGGAAUCUGAGAAAUAUAGAGAUAACAGAUUUCAUACAGAGGAAUUGGAUCAUACAUUUUGGCAGUAUGAAAACAGCAAUAUCUUGCGAGAUGGUAAUGAAUCUAUGGAUUCUUAUCCCGCUGGACACGAUUUGCCUCCGAAUGAGUAUGAGGAUCGAACAUAUUAUGGAGAAGAAAGUGUAGAAAGGGAUAUGAUACAGUGUUCGCCUCAACCACAGUCGAACUAUAGGAGAAGUCAAGGCAGAUCGAGCGCAAGGAGGGAUUGGCAGUGGGAAAAGGAUAAAGAUUCGGAUUUGGAUCGUCAUGGACAUAGAUUACGAAAUCGAACACCGCCGCGGACAAGAUAUUCACCAAUUCGACAGGAACGAUUUCGACGAAAAUCUAAAUCCCGCUCCAGAUCUUGGUCUCAAUCAAGAUCGCGGACAAGAUCUAGAUCACGUUCUAGAUCAACAUCAAGAUCAAGACUGAGAAUGAGAUCGCGGUCGAGAUCUAGAAGCAGAUCUCCAUCGGACUUAAGAUCGAGUGCGAGAUCGAUCUCUACGUCAAGAUUGAGAAGUCCGGAACGUGGAUUGAGAAUGUCUGAAUUGCGUUCUUCAAGAUCGCCCUCGCCUGGAAGGAGUAGACUGAACGAAAUAGAAAGAGAAAGAAAGGACGAGGACGAAAACAGAAAGCUCAAUGUUUGUAGUGAAAGAGGUAGACGUAUAGAGACUAUAGUUCAGUCGGGGGUUGCAUCGGGAACGAACAUUUUAGACUCAGAAAUGGGUAUUAGUGGCAAUAUGGACGCAGCGAAUUUCCAAUAUCUAAAUGAAAUUGAAGCCGGAAAUGAAUAUUAUUAUACGGAAAAUAAUUUAACUUAUCCUCCUUGCAUAGAUGAAUCAACCACCAGCUCUCCGAAACGUUUAUCGCUUGACGAUAGAUUAGAAUUAGAAUUAGGUAUCAAGAAACAGCACAACAAGGAUUCUGCUGGAAUAUCUUCAGAUUAUUCUUCCAAUUUCAAUUCCAACGUUAUCGCGUAUCCGUCUUCACCUCAACAACAGCAACAGCAAAUGAUGUACAGACAACAGCCUACUGUUCUACAAGUUGGGAAUGUUUUACAAGUGGUACCUGCUGAUUUCAACGGAGUACAAUCAGCACGACGAGAAGUACGGCCUGCAACCUGUACGACUCCGCCUGUGCGGCCCGGAUCCAGCCAGGUGGUCCGCGUAGGUAAUGUUCUUCAAGUAGUACCCACGUCGUUAGACUGGAGCAGUAACCAAUCGACGACUGCGGAUCAAUCGAAUGGACUUUCGUAUUCCUCAGUGCCGACACCCUCGCCGACGACGUCCGUUUCCAUGUCCGUACCUAUUCCUGUUCCAGUCCCGUUGCCCGUUCCACCUACCGGAACGAAUACUCUCGCUCCUCCUAGCGUCGCACCCGCUGCUCCACUACAGCUACCAUUGCCAAUACCUGUUCCUAUACCCGUCCCAAUUCCUCCUACGACAGCAACAGCAUUCCCGAGAAAUGAAAUUCGAUCACAAAAAAUGGUUCAACCUGUAUAUAAUUACGAAGCUAUACUCGAGACACGCCGCAAGGAGCGAGAAGAGCGUAAAAGAUUACGCGACUUACGCAGGAAAGAGAAGGAACGUAAAAGAAUAGAGCGAAUUAAUCGACGAGCUCUGCGAUCUCUAGAGAAGAACAAUAUGUCGCGACAAACUGGCGAGGUCUUGUUGGAUCGUCGUAAGGGUUCUGUUGUGGAUCCAUCUGUUCUGAAAGCAUUGAAAGAGGGAGAGGAACAGGCUGAAACUGAUUCGCCAUCCCAGACUAAUUCUAUAAAAGAGGAAGAGGAGGAGACAGCAGCAUCUGUAAAGGAAGAAGACGAAGAUGCUGCCGCGGAUGAAGAUGAAGAUGAGGAUGAAGACGAAGUCGAGGCCGAAGCGGAAGAUGAUGAGGAAGAGGAGGAAGAAGCGGAGGAUGAAGAUGAAGAUGAUAAUGAUGAUGACGAGAAAUCAUCGCAAAUGAAUAAUCAACGAAUCGAAAUUGAUGAAGCAACGAUACCCGCCGAUGUGAAUAAAGAUCAAGCGGAAAUCGAAAUUGCGAAAGAAUGGCCAGAAUUACCACCUCCGCCAUUAAAAGGCAUUUUGAUUGCACCAGGAUUUAGAAGAGACUCAAUUCCCAAUGGCAAUUUGGAUGAUUUAUCAGAUGUAGAUAACGAUACUAAGGAUGAUAGCGACAAAGACGAGGAAACGGAAAAGAACAAUGAAAGUAACAAAGAUGCAGGACCUGAUGCCAAACCUGGUACAUCAAAAUCAGCAAAACUAUUGAGAAAAACAAACAGGAGCAAAAAAUCAGUUCAGUUUGCUGAUGGCAUAAAGCCUGGUGAAGGCACGAGCCCGAGUGGUGGCGAGGGUGAUAUGCCUUCACCGCCACCUCCUAAAAGAAUAGAUUUGCGUGAAGGACUCAAGGAUUUAAAGAGAGAUAAAAUUUAUAGCUCAAGGAAGAGUAGAAAACAGGAAAAAAGAGCGAAACCACCAAAGACAAAGAAAAAAGUCAAGGUAAAGAUAAUCAAAUUGAAGAAACCGCGCGUUACUCCAUUGACAGCUAUGAUGAUGGACGAUUCUGAUGAAAUGGAUGAUCGUUCGCCACCACCGCCGCCUCCUGGUUCUCCACCGCCGCCGCAUCUCUGGCCCAGUUAUCUUUCCGUUUACAAUACAACGGUUCGAACAGUUGAACAAUCACAGACUACGACUUCCUUAACAUCUGUUCAACCUCCACCACCGCCAACUCCGUUGCCUCUUCUGGUCCCACCUCCUCCACUAAAUUAUACCAUCCAACCGUGCAGUAAAGCUUAAAAUAAUACUAAUCAAGCAGAUUUUGUGAAUUUUUUUAUACUAUUUUUUUCUCAAACGCGCGCGCGCGCGAGAGAGAGAUAUAUCUAUGGCAAUUGAAGAUUGAAUAGUAAAAGUGAGAGCUGUAUACAUUUAAUGUCGAAGUUGAAGAUAGAAAAGAGAAGUUGUCGGAGAAUACCCAUUGAUAUUGUAAAUAUAUAUUUACGACUUCCCGACCAAGAAAUCGUUAUAAAUCUUAAUCCAUUGCGUCCGUAAUUUUUAGUAACUUAUGUAGUAUUUCCUCGUUAACAGAAAGACUUUGUUUUAUUAACAGAAAGUCAUUCUCUUUCUCUUUUCUCUUCUUCUUUGUGUAAGAGAGCGUUUUAUCCGAACAUCUAGCAAAUCGUUUGAUAAUGAUCAAGCUUUGAUGUCGAAAAUUGUUUUUAUUCUCUUUGUUCUUAUUCAUAUUACGUUUUUGAGCAUUAAAAUUUUGAAUGAAGUAAUUUUUGAAAAGUAAACAUACAUUAUAUAAUUAAUAGAUAAUGUUUGGCAUGCAUCAAAUGGCUUUCUAUUAAUGAGGAGAUUUAUACUAAUUACUAAUAUAUAAUUCAGUUCGUAUAUUCGUAUAUUUUUCGAUAUUGAAAAAUAUUGAAUCUAUUAGAAAAUUAUAGCAAUGGAUAUAUUGUAAUUAAUUGUCAAUGAUGUAUUGUUAGCGAGAUUUGUUAUUAUAAGAGCAUAUCUGAAAAAAUGCAAUGUAUAUACACAUUGUAUUAUAUAUAAUUUGUCACAAAUACACGUGACUCGAAUGCAGAUUAUAUACGACUUAAAAUUAGA
Nylanderia fulva is the source of this 9382-nucleotide messenger RNA. RefSeq lists its product as uncharacterized. Lineage: Eukaryota; Metazoa; Arthropoda; Insecta; Hymenoptera; Formicidae. The record is from RefSeq and is a predicted model, not a curated record.